CUAGUGGGACAGAGUCUGGUAAUGAGGAUGAAAAUAAGUUAGCAUUUUAUCCUUUUACAUUUUCCCAAAAAUCUCUAUCAACGUCAAGACCUGGAACUCCUACAACACCACCACCUUGUACACCAAAUUUUUUUUCCACGUCUACAGCAAGAUCAUUAAUGUCUCAUCAUCCUCAACGUAUGAGAAGGAUGAGUUUGGAUGUGGAUAGUAAUGGUGAACCAAGAAUUGAAAAACCCUCACCAAUCCAUCGUGCUGUCAGGGCAAGGAGGGCUUCUCUUUUGCCAAAAACAAAAUCAUUUCAACGAGUUGUCAAUGAACUUCAAGAAGAAUUACAACCAAUUGAAACGGAAAUUAAGCAAGAAUAUAAAACUACCAAGGUUCUUAAGAAUGAAUGUGAAAAUCAUAUGGAUACUGGGAAAUUACCUGAGGAAUUUUUAAAUAAUUGGAUCAAAUUUCGAGAUAUUCAACCAUCACCACCUCCUUAUGCUGCUUCAAAACUAAAUCCUGAAGUUGACAUGUCGUUUCGGCAAGAUACUCCUUCACCGACGUCUUCUGUUGGGCCUUGGCCUAUAAGUGGUAGAAUAAAGCGAAAAGCAUCAGAUGAUCGUUUUGAGCCUUAUUUCAAUCCGAAAAGACGGGCUGUUUCACCGAGUUUGGUCGGUAGCCCUGUUCCAUCUCCUCCAACUGUCGCUAGUUCACCAUCGUUUUCAGGAUCAGCUGCAUCGUCUAGUGGAAACAGAGGACAAAUUAAGGGGAAUAGUAAUUUGGUGAAUAUGCAAGACGCAAAUGGAAGUUUUAGUAGGAUGAAUUUGAAUGGAGAAUAAUGAAAUAUGAGGAGAGAGAAUGAUUUUGCGUAUAAUAGUUAGAUUAAUCAACUUAAUCAUUACAUUAGAAGUAAUUUCGAACAUUUUAAAAAUUAAUUUUUCUUUUUUUUUUAACAAAAAAAAGGGUAUACAAAACUGUAAAUAUUUUCAUAAUAACUAUAUCUCUUUUUGUAUGCCCUUACACUUACCUUACUUCGUUGUAUAUAGUUUUUUCUCUUUAAAACCCAUAUUUUUGAGCAAAAAUCAUAUUACAAUCAUGGACAUUUAUUUAAUAAAAUUAAUUUUCGGUUUAAAUUUUAAAUUUUUACGAAUUCUGCUGUAAUAAUAAUAAAUUAAAUGCUUGAAUUAGGGCAAUUUCCAAAGUUGGUCCUCGACUCCUCGUUUUGUGAAAUAAAUAAAAAUUUGGGGGAACGAACAAUAUUAUGUAAACGAUAAGAUUAUAGAUAGCUCAAAUCCUAAGAUGAAAUAGAGUCGAUUGUUAAUUUU
Rhizophagus irregularis DAOM 181602=DAOM 197198 is the source of this 1310-nucleotide messenger RNA. RefSeq lists its product as uncharacterized. The record is from RefSeq and is a predicted model, not a curated record. NCBI's taxonomy places the organism in Eukaryota, Fungi, Glomeromycota, Glomeromycetes, Glomerales, Glomeraceae.